ACAAUGAAAUGACGCUCUGGUANCAAACAUGGUUAUUCCUCGAUUUACCGGAGGUCUCUACCCAAAAGGAAAGCAGUAUCCGUACCCUAAGGCAGGUCAAACAAACCCAAUAGUAAAGCUGUUUGUAGUUAAUCUGUAUGGACCAGCACAUACCCUGGAAUUGAUGCCACCUGACAGCUUUAAAUCAAGGGAAUAUUACAUCACCAUGGUGAAAUGGAUAAGCAAUACCAAGGCUGUGGUGAGAUGGCUGAACAGACCUCAGAAUAUCUCCAUCCUCACUGUUUGUGAAGCCACGACUGGGGCAUGCAGCAGGAAAUAUGAAAUGCAAUCAGAUGUGUGGCUUCCUAAACAGAAUGAGGAACCUGUUUUCUCCAAGGAUGGCAGCAAGUUCUUCAUGACCGUCCCAGUGAAGCAGGGAGGCCGGGGCGAGUUUCACCACAUAGCCAUGUUUAUUGUCCAG
Molecule: messenger RNA, 460 nt
Organism: Tinamus guttatus (white-throated tinamou)
Lineage: Eukaryota; Metazoa; Chordata; Aves; Tinamiformes; Tinamidae
Source: RefSeq, a predicted model, not a curated record